Choloepus didactylus (southern two-toed sloth) is the source of this 2307-nucleotide messenger RNA. It is a transcript of the gene VEGFC, whose product is annotated as vascular endothelial growth factor C. The coding region runs from base 484 to 1743 and encodes 419 amino acids. Gene Ontology annotation, biological process: induction of positive chemotaxis; positive regulation of angiogenesis; positive regulation of mast cell chemotaxis. The record is from RefSeq and is a predicted model, not a curated record. Gene Ontology annotation, molecular function: chemoattractant activity; growth factor activity; vascular endothelial growth factor receptor 3 binding. NCBI's taxonomy places the organism in Eukaryota, Metazoa, Chordata, Mammalia, Pilosa, Megalonychidae. The transcript is spliced from 7 exons. Gene Ontology annotation, cellular component: membrane.
GCCACCGCCGCCUCCCGUCCGCCGGCUCCCGCUGCCCGGUUUAUUUCACUUCGGGGAAGGGGAGGGAGGAGGGGAAGGAGGGCUCUGGUCGGUUGAGAGGGCUUGAAAAUUACGGGGUGUUUUGGCUUCCCCCUCCCCACUUCCAAAAAACAAAAACAAAAACGCGAAGCGAGGAGUCGUCCUCCCUCACGCUCGUUUCACCUCGGCGGCUCCGAAUGCGGGGAGCUCGGAUGUCCGGUUUCCUGUGAGUCUUUUACCUGACACUCGUCGCCUUUCCCCGCCACUGGUUGGGAGAGCGACUUGCAAAGUUGGAAACGCGGAGCCCCGGACCCGCUCCCGCCGCCUCCGGCUCGCCUAGCGGGGGCUGAUCAGGAGGAUAUCGGGGAAAGGGACGAGGAGGGGACCGCAGCAUCGCAGGGGCGCCCACGCCCCCACCCUGCCCCCGCCAGCGGACCGGUCUCCCCACCUCCCGGUCCUUCCACCAUGCACUUGCUGGGCUGCUUCUCUCUGGCGUGUUCCCUGCUCGUCGCUGCGCUGCUCCCGGGUCGGCGCGAGGCGCCCGCCCCUGCCGCCGCCUUCGAGUCAGGACUCGGCUUCUUCGACACGGAGCCGGACGCGGGCGAGGCCACGGCUUAUACGGGUGAAGAUUUGGAGGAGCAGCUGCGGUCUGUUUCCAGUGUGGAUGAACUCAUGACAGUACUCUACCCAGAAUAUUGGAAAAUGUUCAAGUGUCAAUUAAGGAAAGGAGACUGGCAACAUAAUAAAGAACAGUCCAAUUCCAACACAAGGACAGAAGAGAAUAUAAAAUUUGCUGCAGCACAUUAUAAUGCAGAGAUCUUAAAAAGUAUUGAUAAUGAGUGGAGAAAGACUCAAUGCAUGCCACGUGAGGUGUGUAUAGAUGUGGGGAAGGAGUUUGGAGCAGCAACAAACACCUUCUUUAAACCUCCAUGUGUGUCCGUCUACAGAUGUGGGGGCUGCUGCAACAGUGAGGGGCUACAGUGCAUGAACACCAGCACAAGUUACCUCAGCAAGACGUUGUUUGAAAUUACAGUGCCUCUCUCUCAAGGCCCCAAACCAGUAACAAUCAGUUUUGCCAAUCACACUUCCUGCCGAUGCAUGUCUAAACUGGAUGUUUACAGACAAGUUCAUUCAAUUAUUAGACGUUCCCUGCCAGCAACACUACCACAGUGUCAGGCAGCAAACAAGACUUGCCCCACGAAUUAUAUCUGGAAUAAUCACAUCUGCAGAUGCCUGGCUCAGCAAGAUUUUCUUUUAUCCUCUAAUGCUGGAGAUGAUUCUACUGAUGGAUUCCAUGACAUCUGUGGAUCCAACAAAGAGCUGGAUGAAGAAACCUGUCAAUGUGUCUGUAAAGGGGGUCUCCGUCCUUCCAGCUGCGGACCCCACAAAGAAUUAGACAGAAACUCAUGCCAGUGUGUCUGUAAAAACAAACUCUUCCCCAACUCAUGUGGGGCCAACAGAGAAUUUGAUGAAAACACAUGCCAAUGUGUAUGUAAAAGAACCUGCCCAAAAAAUCAACCCCUAAAUCCUGGGAAAUGUGCCUGUGAAUGUACAGAAAAUCCACAAAAAUGCUUCCUAAAAGGAAAGAAAUUUCAUCAUCAAACAUGCAGUUGUUACAGAAGACCGUGUACAAAUCGACUGAAGCACUGUGAGCAGGGACUUUCAUUCAGUGAAGAAGUGUGUCGCUGUGUCCCUUCAUUUUGGAAAAGACCGCAUAUGAACUAAGACAGUACUAUUUUCCAGCUCAUCCAUCAUUUUUCUAGCAUGGAGAAUUGUCUGUGUUGCCACAUUUAGAACUAUCUAUGAACAGAGACACCUCUGUGGGACCAUGGUAACAAAGACAAAAGUCCAUGUUUCCUGAACCAUGUGGAUAACUUUACAGAAAUGGACUGGAACUCAUCUUCAAAAGACCUCUUUUAAAGACUGGUUUUCUGCCAAUGGCCAAACAGCUGAGGUUUUUCUCUUGUGAUUAAAAGAAAUGACUAUAUAAUUUAUUUCCACUAAAAAUAUUGUUUCUGCAUUCAUUUUUAUAGCUAUAACAAUUGGUAAAGCUCACUGUGAUCAAUAUUUUUAUAUCUUUCAAAACAUGUUUAAAAUAAAAUGAAAAUUGUAUUAUAACCUGGUAAGUUCAGUCCAUUACCAUCUUACACAAUAUGCAAAAACUGAUACCAUGAAGGUACUGAUCUCACCCACUUUUUCUUCUUCUCUAAUCAAAUGCCAGAUUUUGAAUGCUACCAAAAAAAAAAAAAAAAUGUGAUUUUAUCAAAGGAAGUUUCAGAGGGACAAUAG